This is a messenger RNA of Vicugna pacos (alpaca), 1385 nucleotides long. It is a transcript of the gene NCF4, whose product is annotated as neutrophil cytosolic factor 4. Gene Ontology annotation, biological process: respiratory burst; superoxide anion generation; phagocytosis. Gene Ontology annotation, molecular function: protein binding; superoxide-generating NADPH oxidase activator activity; phosphatidylinositol binding. Gene Ontology annotation, cellular component: NADPH oxidase complex; cytoplasm. NCBI's taxonomy places the organism in Eukaryota, Metazoa, Chordata, Mammalia, Artiodactyla, Camelidae. The record is from RefSeq and is a predicted model, not a curated record.
GGGAGGAGGAGCCUCUUCUAAAAUCAAGAGGAGUCAGGGUGGGGCCUCCCCAAAGGCAGCUCCUGGAGGCUCCUGGGACCACAGCUGAGACACAGGGGGGCUGGAGGGAAGUGAGAGGAGAACUCAGCCUGGGCCCAGCUGAGCAAGACCCUCUGCCACCCACUCCCCUGGACCACUGGCAGCCAUGGCUGUGGCUCAGCAGCUGCGGGCUGAGAGCGACUUUGACCAGCUUCCCGACGACGUUGCCAUCUCAGCCAACAUCGCCGACAUCGAGGAGAAGAGAGGCUUCACCAGCUACUUUGUUUUUGUCAUCGAGGUGAAGACGAAAGGGGGAGCCAAGUAUCUCAUCUACCGCCGCUACCGCCAGUUCUACGCCUUGCAGAGCAAGCUGGAGGAGCGCUUCGGGCCAGAGAACAAGACCAGCCCCUUCACUUGCGUCUUGCCCACGCUCCCAGCCAAAGUCUACGUGGGUGUGAAACAGGAGAUCGCUGAGGCGCGGAUACCUGCCCUCAACGCCUACAUGAAGCACCUCCUCAGCCUGCCCAUCUGGGUGCUGAUGGACGAGGAUGUCCGGAUCUUCUUCUACCAGUCACCCUACGACUCAGAGCAGGUGCCCCAGGCUCUCCGCCGGCUCCGCCCACGCACCCGGAAAGUAAAGACCGAGUCCCCACAAGGUGCCGGCUUUGACCGCAUGGCAGCUCCACGAGCGGAGGCCCUGUUUGACUUUACCGGGAACAGCAAACUAGAGCUGAAUUUCAAAGUUGGAGAUGUGAUCUUCCUUCGCAGUCGGAUCAAUAAAGACUGGCUGGAGGGCACUGUCCGGGGAACUACAGGCAUCUUCCCAGAGUCCUUCGUGAAAAUCCUCAAGGACUUCCCGGAGGAGGAAGAUCUCACCAACUGGCUGCGAUGCUACUACUAUGAGGACACCAUCAGCACCAUCAAGGACAUCGCGGUGGAGGAAGACCUCAGUAGCACCCCACAUUACAAGGAUUUGCUGGAGCUCAUGAGGCGGGAGUUCCAGAGGCAAGACAUCGCCCUCAAUUACCAGGAUGCUGACGGGGAUCUGGUUCGGCUGCUGUCAGACGAGGAUGUGCGGCUCAUGGUGAGGCAGGCCCAAGGUCUCCCCUCCCAGAAGCGCCUCUUCCCCUGGAAGCUGCACAUCACCCAAAAGGACGACUACAAGGUCUACAACACGGUCCCCUGAGCUGACCGUGUCCCCGGGCCAGUGCGGGGGCAAAGAGCCCUUGGAGGGGAUUCAGACCAGGAAAGACUGGGAGCGCGGACAGACUUCCUGGUUUGGACUCAGACGGACCUGCUGGCCUCGGCUUGUACUGUCUCCACAUUUGGUCUCUUGAUUAAAUAAACCAUUUUAUGUCAAAGGGCCA